AUGGCAAUUACACUCUCAAAAGAAGAGCUCGACGCACACCCUGGCACUAAGUCAAUGUGCCAGUAUGGCGCCAUAUACACAAAUGGCGCCAUAGUUUGCCAGCACAAGCAUGUGCACUCUCCGUCCAUAGUUGGUAUAAUGUUUGCCUUGGCUGUGGCCACAAUGGUGAUUGCCAUGAUAGUAAAAUGGGUAAGGAAACAGGACCAGAGUGGCCAGCACCAUCAUUAUUACCCGCAUAGCUCAGCUUUCAGCAUAUUCCAAAAUCACGAUUCUGACGUAGAGCAGCUAAAUCCAGUUCCCGUGUACACAGCAAGUGCAGAUCCAUCCAACGAUUUUGGAUUUUACGACCCAAACGGAAACUUGGUGGCACUUCAAAAACCGCUGCUGACAUACCAGCGAGAUACACCUCCAACGUCACAGCCACCGGAGUACGCACCUGCUGUCCCAAUUACGAACAUACAGCCACAUAUUACGCCUGUACUUGACUACGUGGAGUACAAACAGGAAACGGAUACUGAUGCUGAUACCGAUACCGAUACAGAAACAGAUUCUGCUCCACCACUACCUCAGCAGCCACCAAAAUACAGUAAAGCGCUGACCUCUCUUAAAGCUCAAGAGGUUCAGAAAAAAAGUGUAUUCAAACCUCUUUUGACCAAUCCAUACACCAGGAAAAAUGCAUGGCCUAAAAUUGACCUUAAGUUACAAACAGAUCUACUGCAGGCAUUAGAAACAACUAUUCUACCGCCAGUAAAGCAGUACAACCAGUUAACGCAAGAAGAGAAAAAAGUUUUUUCAGAGUCGAACAAUUAUGAAUCUGAUGUUCUUACUGGUUUCAACUCGAUUAUGAAGGCCUUAGAAGCACAAGUUCAAUCGAAGCUAAAGAAAAAAAUUGAGAACGAGAGUAACGAUAUUACAAUGCUUUUUGUUUCAAAGGUUAAAUUGGUUACCCUUCCUAAAGGUUCGUCAAAAAGGCUCUCUUCUGCAGUAGGUAAGAAGAAUGAGCUUCAGUUUAUGGCACUUAGAAGAAGAUUCAUUGAAAAAGAUGCUUUUAUAUCUUCAGUGGUCAACUCCAGUGUAGACGACGUCAGCGUUGGGUUUUUGGAUAAUAUUGAACGGCAGCAACUAAAUAUGAACGUGAAAUUCGUACUUACCGAAAUACCAAUAGUCGGCAGAACGAGAAAGCCAGACAAACAACAAGAUUAA
Pichia membranifaciens NRRL Y-2026 is the source of this 1203-nucleotide messenger RNA. RefSeq lists its product as hypothetical. The record is from RefSeq and is a predicted model, not a curated record. Gene Ontology annotation, cellular component: cytosol; nucleolar ribonuclease P complex; ribonuclease MRP complex. The transcript has 3 exons. Lineage: Eukaryota; Fungi; Ascomycota; Pichiomycetes; Pichiales; Pichiaceae. Gene Ontology annotation, biological process: nuclear-transcribed mRNA catabolic process, RNase MRP-dependent; rRNA processing; tRNA processing. Bases 1 to 1203 code for a protein of 400 amino acids. Gene Ontology annotation, molecular function: ribonuclease MRP activity.